GUGAAAACCUACACUUUCAAUCAGUUUUAACUUACUAAGUGAGAUUUAGCAAACUAGGGAUUCUUCGAAGCCUAAAACGCAGAAGGAUACCAGUUAUUGAAUUUACAGGUGUUUGAAAUAUCUGGUCAUGUUGAAUAAAGUGACUGUGCUGGACUUGGGAACAUACACGAGUGAAGUGCGGCGUUUUUAACUUCCUGAAGGGGGGUCGUUGCGGAGCUCUGGCAACCCAGUGCAAGGCUUUCAGCUGCAUCACGCAGGUCUGGUCAUACAAACUCCGGCGUGUUAUACCUACAAAUCAGUAAUCAGGGAUUGUAACCAGUCAUGGCCGAUGAGGGAUAUGUUGUUCGCAUCAGGGGUCUCCCGUGGUCCUGUUCAGCAGAUGAAGUACAGAGGUUUUUCUCAGAUUGCAAAAUUGUCAACAAUGGAAGUGGCAUCCACUUCACCUACACAAGAGAAGGGCGUCCCAGCGGAGAAGCAUUUGUCGAGUUGGAGACGGAGGAAGACCUAAAGAUUGCAGUGAAGAAGGACAGAGAAACAAUGGGUCACAGAUAUGUAGAGGUUUUUAAGUCCAACAAUGUCGAAAUGGACUGGGUCAUGAAGCACACUGGUCCAAACUGCCCGGAAACAGCAGGAGAUGGACUCGUCCGGCUACGAGGCCUUCCUUUUGGCUGCAGCAAGGAGGAGAUAGUACAGUUUUUCUCAGGGUUGGAAAUCGUGCCAAAUGGGAUAACAUUGCCGGUGGACAUCCAGGGGAGGAGUACGGGGGAGGCCUUCGUGCAGUUUGCUUCACAGGAUAUAGCUGAAAAGGCUCUAAAGAAACACAAGGAAAGAAUAGGGCACAGGUACAUUGAGAUCUUCAAGAGUAGCCGCGCUGAAGUGCGGACCCAUUACGAACCACAGCGGAAGCCCAUGGGCAUGCAGAGACCUGGCCCCUAUGACCGGCCCUCGGGUGGUCGUGGCUACAACAUGAUGGGUCGAGGCGGAUCUUAUGACAGAAUGCGUCGCGGAGGCUACGGAGGAAGUGUAUCAGAUGGACGGUAUGGAGAUGGCGGCUCUUCCUUCCAGAGUACAACAGGCCACUGUGUCCACAUGAGGGGCCUGCCAUACAGAGCCACAGAGACAGACAUAUACAAUUUCUUCUCACCAUUGAAUCCAGUGCGGGUCCACAUUGAGAUCGGCCCAGAUGGCAGGGUAACCGGGGAGGCAGAUGUAGAGUUUGCAACACACGAGGAUGCCGUGGCAGCCAUGUCUAAAGAUAAAGCCAACAUGCAGCACCGCUAUGUGGAGCUGUUUUUGAACUCAACAGCAGGUGGUAGUAACGGAGCCUACGGCGGUCAGAUGAUGGGUGGCAUGGGGAACCAAUCGUCUUACAGCGGUGGACAGCUGAGCUCGGGGUACUCGGGUGGAUACAGCAGCCAGGGCAACAUGGGAGGCUACAGUGACUAUAUUAGGUAACCAGGGCGGCAUGGGAAGCAGUUACUACGGCGGCGGUGGAGGAGGAGGAAGCAGAGGCUCUAUGAAUGGACUGGGUGGGGGAUGGGGAAUGUAGAUUUCGUUUUUCCCUUAAUUUGAUGUUUUUUUAACGCAGCAUUUUGCUGGAAGGACUGGAAACAUGAGUCUCACCUAGUAAACAUAGGGUAGGGUCAGGUGAGGUCAUUUUGAAAAUACUGAGGGGUAGGGUUUCUAUUUUGUUUUUUUUAAAGUGAAUGAUCUUCAGAGAGAAGUGAGAUCUGGCGUCACAAGAAGUGCCAGAAGUGCUGUUCGUCAUCCCCAUUCCUCACCUGUUUGACACGUCACAGAAACCGUGCUUUAAAUUUUCAUUACCAGGACGUGUGUUGAUUUUCUGUUAUUGUUCUCCAAGCACCUGACGGCUCCUCAAACUUAACUCAUCCUGUGCUGGUGGUUAUAACAUUCAUUUCAAUGUCUGAGUGCAUGAACAAAAGAAUCAGAAAAUGUCUACCUUCUGAUGUUUAGACUUGUUUCAUCUUUUACAUAGUGUCUAGCCUUUUUAUUUCCUGUUUAAAUGUUGAUCUAAAUUUGAGAUUUCCCAUGGUCAGAGCAUGUUUUGUUUUCUUAAGAUGUCACAAGGCGGUUUCUCUGGUUGAAUUUCAAAUCUGCUGACAUGAAGGUUUCUACUGCUUCAAAUGCUAUUUGUAUUUCCUGUGCACAAAGUGAAUAAACAGUCUGGAAUAUCUAA
Molecule: messenger RNA, 2197 nt
Organism: Acanthopagrus latus (yellowfin seabream)
Lineage: Eukaryota; Metazoa; Chordata; Actinopteri; Spariformes; Sparidae
Gene: hnrnph1
Product: heterogeneous nuclear ribonucleoprotein H1
Exons: 11
Coding region: 322-1455 (377 amino acids)
Biological process (GO): regulation of RNA splicing
Cellular component (GO): ribonucleoprotein complex; nucleoplasm
Molecular function (GO): RNA binding
Source: RefSeq, a predicted model, not a curated record